AUGGGUCCAUCAAACCGUGUUAGAUCUGCUCAUAUGGAAGAUACAAAAGGGAAAGGUAUUAUUUAUGAGGAUGACGAUGAGCCUAUUAUGUUGGAGGAACAAGAUGAUUCUCAUACAAUCCGAAAGUUUCGUAUGUCUCUCAUUGGAAAAUUUCUCAAUCCUAAAAAUCAGAAUGUUGAGAAACUGCUACAAUUUAUGCCCACUCAAUGGAAAAUGGAAGAUCGUAUCACUGCGAAUGAUCUUGGUAAUGAGAAGUUUCUGUUUAAUUUCUCAUCAGAGGAUGACAUUCAAGAAGUUCUAAGGCAAGGUCCUUUUCACUAUAACUUUUGUAUGUUUGGCUUGGUGCAAUGGGAACCCAUUGUGCAUGAUGACUAUCCUUGGAUCAUCCCAUUUUGGGUGGAGAUUACCGGCAUACCUCUUCAUCUAUGGACUGUGAAGAACAUUGGUGGGAGACUUGGUCACAUUGAUACUAUGGAGUUAUCUGCGGGUAGGCUGCUAAUAGAUGUUGAUUAA
Messenger RNA from Brassica oleracea var. oleracea, 513 nucleotides. RefSeq lists its product as uncharacterized. The coding region runs from base 1 to 513 and encodes 170 amino acids. The transcript has a single exon. Lineage: Eukaryota; Viridiplantae; Streptophyta; Magnoliopsida; Brassicales; Brassicaceae. The record is from RefSeq and is a predicted model, not a curated record.